AUGAGGGCACAUCACUCGGGGCUUCUAGUAAUUGCGCUCGGCUCUCUGUCGCUCGUUCAGGCGAACACGUAUCACUACUAUGACCAACCUGUGAAGAGAGGUCUGCUAGACUCGUUCCUGGGGGCUAUCGGCGCUGGCGGCAACGAUGAUGGAGCAGGAGGGGGAGACCAGGCUGGAGGGACUACAGUCACCGAGACGGUUCGACAGACGAUAACGGUUGGCGCCGCGGCCGCUGUUGACUUGAACGGUACGGCGGCCGCUCUCGUGCAGACGGUCACAGUCACCGAGGCAGCUGCUGCUGUAGGGAGUGGUGCGGCGACGAUCACGGUUACCGAAUUAGCUGCUGGUGUGGAGAGCGGCGCAGCGAGUGGUGCAGCUACGGUCACGGUAACAGCUGCAGCCGCUGGCGCGAGCAGUGCUGCUGCAGAGCAACUAUCCUUCGUGACGACGACGGUCUUUGGCACGGGCGAGGCAGCAACUGUCACGGUCACACCUCUGGCUACGACGGUAACGCAGGUCUCUACGACCACCAUGAUGCAAUUGAUCGCUUGCGGAACGACUGUUGGCACUCCUAUUCCAAUCGAUCAGGGGUUGGCAAUUGCAUCUGCCGCCGCCGCCGCCUCUUCCAUCGCUGCUGCGACUUCAGCAGCGACAACAGCUGCGCUGGUCACCGAAACGUCAACAACCACAGCAGCAGCGGUGGCCUCGCCUGUCGAGUCUGCCCCAGCAGUUGACGUAGGCACCACCGCAGCGACCAGUUCUGGUCUUGCGGCUGUCGGUCUACCCGGCGGUGUGGCCCUGGGAACUGGUUUCAUGGAUGAGUUUGGUGCGUGCGUGUGCCAGGUCGCUUGUGAAUCCGAGUCCUGGGGUCAGGCCGCCGCCGGGUUAGCCGCGGUCCCCAUCGACCUCGCGACAUCUUUAGCUGCAGUAGAUACUUCAACAACUGCUCUUGCCGCAACGUCCGUGGCGACUUCUGCAGCGCCGGCCGAGACGACUGCCGCAACGACCGCCGAGACAAGCGUUGCUGACACCACCACCGCUGAAACAACUGCCGCCACGACCGAGGCUACGACGGCUGUCGAGACAACGUCGGCCGCGACCACCAUCGCCACCACCGCCAUCGCAGAGGCUUCGAUCGCUCUACCAGUUGGAAACGCUAUUCCAUCAAUCGUCAACAACGCCGGCAGCCCAGCGAAUCUCGCGGUUACCAUCACGUCCUUCGUCGGCGCGAACGAGGGUCCAUCGAUCGUCCUCGACGGUGCGAGCUUGAACAGUGUUCUCACACUCGGGCCAAUUGUCUAG
Anthostomella pinea is the source of this 1302-nucleotide messenger RNA. NCBI's taxonomy places the organism in Eukaryota, Fungi, Ascomycota, Sordariomycetes, Xylariales, Xylariaceae. The record is from the annotation of a GenBank genome assembly.